AUGGAAAGUAAAACAUCAGAAGAAAUAAACAAAAGAGGACGAAGUAGAACACUCAAUUCAGAAGAGAAAUUCUUUCUUGUACUGGUUCGACUAAGAUAUGCUUUCCCGCUGGAAGAAUUAGCAAUCAGAAUUCUCACUAUUUUGGCUACUAAAAAAACCGUACAAGAUACAAUGCCGAACUGUUUCAAAAAAGAAUAUCCAAGUACGCGUGUUAUUUUAGAUUGCACACAAAUUUUUAUCGAAAUGCCGACAUCUUAUCGUAGCCAGUCUGCUACAUUCUCCAGUUAUAAACAUCAUAACACCGCAAAAGGACUAGUCGGGAUAGCACCAAAUGGAGCAGUAACGUUUGUAUCUGAUUUGUAUGCUGGUCGAUUUUCAGAUAAAAAAAUAACUAAGAACAGCGGUAUAUAUAACUUGCUACAGAAUGGUGACUCAGUUAUGGCGGACAGAGGUUUUGAACUUGAUGAUGAUCUUCCGGAAGGUAUACCACUGAAUAUACCACUUUUUCUGAAUGGAAAAUCACAGGUGAGCUUGGAAGAGGAAAAUGAAACCAGACGAAUUGCAUCUGUUCGAGUACAUGUUGAGAGAGCGAUAGAGAGAGUAUAA
Molecule: messenger RNA, 606 nt
Organism: Hydractinia symbiolongicarpus
Lineage: Eukaryota; Metazoa; Cnidaria; Hydrozoa; Anthoathecata; Hydractiniidae
Exons: 2
Coding region: 1-606 (201 amino acids)
Source: RefSeq, a predicted model, not a curated record